Messenger RNA from Theileria equi strain WA, 774 nucleotides. Its product is annotated as signal peptide containing protein. The record is from RefSeq and is a predicted model, not a curated record. NCBI's taxonomy places the organism in Eukaryota, Apicomplexa, Aconoidasida, Piroplasmida, Theileriidae. The transcript has 2 exons. The coding region runs from base 1 to 774 and encodes 257 amino acids.
AUGCCUGUGGUUCUCCUUGCGUUAUUAGUUACUACACUGCAAUUAAACCGUGUGCAUAGCUCACCUCCAAGAGAAAAGAUCAUGAUAGAGGUGGACAUCUCUGGAAUGCGACCGGGAAAGGUCGAAAUUAUUCCAUCUGCACAAUAUCCCGGCGCUAUUAACUAUAUUGUCAGAGGGAAUUCCAGGCAUACCCAUGUCAUUGGAAAUAUCAAAGAUGGGAGUGUGUUAAUAACCGAAGGUGAUCCUCGGUCAAUGAGUAGAUACGUCCUGCUGUUAAGAAAAAACAAUGGCACAAAAUAUCUCAGGGUAAUUACCAGAUAUAGAAAUAACAAUAUCUAUUCGACAAGGAUUACAGAAUUUAGAAAGAGGGAAAACGAAGUGGAAUAUAGCGCAGUCAUUAAAAGACCUGUGGAUAUCAAUUUACCAACUCAGGAGGAUAACAACGCCAUUAGUGUAAAGCUCGUAUCAAUACCUGAGCCGGGAGAUACCAAACCUGAGCAGGCACAGUCUUUGAAGUUUAGCGUUAAACAAGAAAUGAUUGACGAAAUAAUAAUUGGAAAGGUGCUCUUUGGGAAAUAUAUUCUUGAUGACAAAAGAACUGACAUGGUUAACAGAGUGGUUAUUUGGGAAGGAGGACUUCGUUAUCCAUCGGUAACAAUUAUAACGAGAUACUCUGACGGAAAUGAGCUCGAAAACGAUUACAAGUAUAUGGACAGUGAAAUAGGAUUUGUAGUGGAAAGCGUCAAGAGAAAGUUUUCAAGCUUGUGCGAAUAG